UUAUUUCAUAGAUAUAAAAAUAAUUACUAAUUAUAUUGAGAUUUUAUAAUAAGCAGAAAACUCUUGACUGGUAAAAGAAGUAAAUAAAUCUCUUCUACUAUAUAUGCGCUUGAUAUAUGUGACAAAGACCCACAAAGAAUAAAAACACAGAGCACUCAGCGGAAGAAAACUCAUUAAAUCUCCGGCGUAUUCUAUGGCGGAGGAGAAUCAAGAAGACACCGUAGAACUGAAACCAAGAAGGAAACCACCACACUUUGUGCUGAUACACGGCAUGAGCUUAGGAUCAUGGUGCUGGUACAAAAUCAAAUGUCUCAUGGAAGUCUCUGGCUACACCGUUACUUGCAUCGACCUCAAGUCCUCUGGCAUCGAUCCUUCCUCUGCCGAUAGUCUAACUUCUUUUGACCAAUACAACCAACCACUCAUCGACUUCCUCUCCUCCUUACCAGAACAAGAACAGGUGAUACUUGUAGGUCAUAGUGCAGGAGGGCUAAGCUUAACGAGCUCGAUACAGAGAUUCCCUAAGAAGAUCUGCCUGGCUGUUUAUAUCGCAGCCACAAUGCUCAAAUUCGGGUUUCAGACCGAUGAAGAUUUAAAAGAUGGAGUGCCUGACCUGUCAGAACAUGGUGAUGUCUAUGAGCUCGGUUUCGGUUUAGGACCUGAGAAUCCUCCUACCAGUGCCCUUAUCAAACCGGAGUUCAGACGAAAGCUCCUUUACCACAUGAGUCCUCAACAGGAAUGUGCGUUGGCUGCGUUAAUGAUGAGACCAGCUCCGCUUCUGGCGCUCACAACUGCAAAAACGGAAGAGGAAAAGGGACAAGAAGAGGAGGAGGAGGAGCAGGUGCCGCGCGUGUACAUCAAGACAUUGCACGACAGGGUGAUGAAACCGGAGCAGCAGGAAGCGAUGAUGAAACGGUGGCCACCGAGCCAAGCUUACGAAGUGGACAGUGACCAUUCACCUUUCUUCUCUAACCCAUUUGUUCUCUGCGGUUUACUCGUCAAAGCUACUGUUUCCGCGGGGUCAGUAUAAACACAAAGGAUAAGAGGAUUGUGUGUAUGCGUGUGUGUAUUAUUUUGUUGUUGAUUUGAUUGAAAACCAGGUUAAUGGAAACAAAAACUGUUUAAUUUAUUACUAUUAGUUUA
This is a messenger RNA of Raphanus sativus (radish), 1140 nucleotides long. Its product is annotated as methylesterase 17. The record is from RefSeq and is a predicted model, not a curated record. The coding region runs from base 194 to 1027 and encodes 277 amino acids. Gene Ontology annotation, molecular function: methyl indole-3-acetate esterase activity; methyl jasmonate esterase activity; methyl salicylate esterase activity. Lineage: Eukaryota; Viridiplantae; Streptophyta; Magnoliopsida; Brassicales; Brassicaceae. The transcript is spliced from 4 exons. Gene Ontology annotation, biological process: jasmonic acid metabolic process; salicylic acid metabolic process.